This is a messenger RNA of Triticum aestivum (bread wheat), 1086 nucleotides long. RefSeq lists its product as uncharacterized. Bases 124 to 828 code for a protein of 234 amino acids. The transcript is spliced from 7 exons. Lineage: Eukaryota; Viridiplantae; Streptophyta; Magnoliopsida; Poales; Poaceae. The record is from RefSeq and is a predicted model, not a curated record.
ACAUCAAGCGAUGCAUUCCCCAGUCCCCAUCGCGCCGGAAACCCAGCCAGUGGCGGCGGCUCUGCUUCUCACCCACCCAAAUCGCUGCAAUCUCUCCCUGCCGUGACACGCGAGCUGGCGGCCAUGAAUCCGAAGGAGCUCUUCGAGCUCUUCCUCGGAAAGGAGCGUGGGGAGGCGAUUCAGGAUCUGGAGAUCUCCCAGCGGGCCAAGGGUCCGCUCACACAGGCGGAGGACGCCACGCUGCGGAAAUUCAGCACCGCCGCGGACGUGGCCUACGCCGCGGCCUCUACGCUCUUCACUCUUCCUAUCUGUUUUACCAUAAAUCAAGCACAUAAAUUGGUUGCUCUUCCACCUCCGCAUAGAUUACUGAUGUUGGGAUACUCUGCUGGUGGUGCUUGCGUGAUCGGGAAGUUGGCAUAUUAUCAGUGCCUUUAUGGAUGUGCUAUAGAUAUUUUGAAAAAUGGUGAAGAACGCAUGAAGAUGGAGCUAGCUAACAUAAUACUUACUAAGCAUAGCAAUGAAAAAAAACUUGUUAAAGCUGUUAAAAAGCACUUCAUAGCUGAGCAUCUGUUCAGUGAUCACCAUCAAGAUGGUCCACUUUUCAGCUGGCGCCAACGCCAUUCAUAUGUGGACAACAGUUUUGUGGAAAGGGAGAAGGAGACUGAAGCAAAUAACUCUACCGGGGCCAGAUCAAUUUCUGGACAGACAAUUGUAGACACUAUUGAAAAGGAUCCAUUGGCUUGUAUUGGCUCUCCAGACAUCAACAAGCUGUCGGUGGACAAAAGCACCAUUCUGACGAGACAACAGCUGCAAGCCCACAGAAGUUAAUUGCCGGCAUCGUCCUAGGCAUGCUGAGAAAACUAUGCUAUAAAUUCUUAAGGAUCAGAAGAAGCGGCAUUUUAUAUGGCGACUUGAACUUGAUUUCUGCUCUUAUAUUCCAUAGGUUCCCGUGUUCUUAUAGUCAUUGGCAAAUGGGCACUAGAAGUCUUAUUUGCCUAAUGUGUCUCCUUGGUUGUUGGACCUUCCUGAAUUGUAUAUGCAAGUACCACAAUGUACUUGUAGACAUGCUUAAUGCAUUCUCUUUUC